AUGUGCUCUCUCUUCGCCCUCCGACCAAAUGGCCCCUCAAAAAUUUCUCUGCUGGGUCAGAUCCGGUGGGCAUCGUCCAAGCGCUGGCAAGCGCGUCAGCAGAAGGAUCAAUUCACGAGAGAGGCGGCGGUCCAAGGCCUGAAAAGCCGAGCGGCUUUUAAGUUGCUUCAGAUUGAUGAGAAAUAUCGGCUUUUCAAACGGGGGCAGACUGUGGUUGAUCUGGGAUAUGCGCCAGGAUCUUGGUCGCAAGUAGCUGUGAACCGCACCCAACCCGGCGGCCGAGUCCUCGGCGUCGACCUUAUCCCAGCACAACCCCCAAAGGGUGUAUCGACCAUCCAGGGCAACUUCCUAGACCCCGAAAUCCAGGCAUAUAUCCUCGACUUUUUGCGCAAUCCCAAUAGAGGCAGGCCGCGUCCGCCUGGCGCCAUUGACGAGGCUGGACCUAGUGCCCUAGAGACCGAGACCGAUACCGAUACCGAGAGAGAUGGAACCACAACCGACCCCGAGAAACUGGCGAAAGAAAGGACGGUAGAUGUGGUCCUUAGUGAUAUGUCCGCUCCCUGGCAACAAACUACUGGUUUUUGGAAACGGAGUCUAAGUAAUCCUUACAACAGGAUGAUGAAUACAAGUGGAAACGCCUUUCGAGACCACGCUGGAAGCAUGGAUUUGUGCAAUGCGGCUUUACAUUUCAGCUCGAUUGUUCUCCGAACCGGAGGACAUUUUGUCUGCAAAUUCUACCAAGGAAUCGAAGAUAAAGAGUUGGAAAGUAACCUGAAAGCAAUAUUCAACAAAGUCCACCGGCUGAAACCUGAAUCGUCCCGAAGCGAAUCAAAAGAGACAUUUUUCGUUGGCCUAGAUCGGAAAGCGUGA
This is a messenger RNA of Penicillium waksmanii, 870 nucleotides long. RefSeq names its product RlmE family RNA methyltransferase. Gene Ontology annotation, cellular component: mitochondrion. The transcript is spliced from 6 exons. Gene Ontology annotation, molecular function: rRNA (uridine-2'-O-ribose)-methyltransferase activity. Lineage: Eukaryota; Fungi; Ascomycota; Eurotiomycetes; Eurotiales; Aspergillaceae. The coding region runs from base 1 to 870 and encodes 289 amino acids. Gene Ontology annotation, biological process: RNA methylation. The record is from RefSeq and is a predicted model, not a curated record.